Molecule: messenger RNA, 904 nt
Organism: Vicia villosa (hairy vetch)
Lineage: Eukaryota; Viridiplantae; Streptophyta; Magnoliopsida; Fabales; Fabaceae
Product: putative 4-hydroxy-4-methyl-2-oxoglutarate aldolase 3
Exons: 2
Coding region: 171-671 (166 amino acids)
Biological process (GO): regulation of RNA metabolic process
Molecular function (GO): ribonuclease inhibitor activity
Source: RefSeq, a predicted model, not a curated record
ACACGGAUAUCAAGGGUAAUGCAAUCAUCACAUUUUGAUAUUUGUAGUUUGAGAACCACACAUACUUUAGUUGAGUUUCAUCCACUUUGUCACAAAAGUUCAAAUUAUCAUCACAAACUUUUUCCCCACAUUCAUUCCACUUCCUUCUCUGCCUUUCGGAAUAUUGUAACAUGUCUUCACUAGCAACAGCAGAGAUAUGUGACACAAACAUAUCACAUCUAUCAAGUGGUGAUUUAAGGAUACUACAUCCAGUGUUCCAGAUAUAUGGCCAGUCACAAGCAUUCUCAGGGCCAAUAGUUACUGUAAAAGUGUUUGAAGACAAUGUUUUGGUCAGAGAGCUUCUUGAAACAAAGGGAGAAGGAAGAGUUUUGGUUGUUGAUGGAGGAGGGAGCAUGAGGUGUGCUUUGGUUGGAGGGAAUUUGGUGCAGUUGGCACAAAGUAUGGGUUGGUCAGGAAUUGUUGUGAAUGGUUGUGUUAGAGAUGUGGAUGAGAUUAGUUUGUGUCAAGUUGGUGUUAGGGCUUUGGGUUCUCAUCCACUUAGGUCUAAUAAGAAAGGUUUUGGUGAGAAACAUGUUGGUGUUUAUGUUGGAGGAAGUUUUAUUAGGGAUGGUGAAUGGCUUUAUGCAGAUAAUGAUGGUGUUAUUGUGUCCAAAUUUGAGUUGUCGAUAUGAAAUAUAGUACUAAUGUUUUUAUAAUUGGAUUUCAGCUUUUAGCCAUUGUUGAAUGUUUACAUUUAAAUAGUAUUUAGUAUUGACCGUAUUGUUGCUUCAUCAAAUUUAAUGUAAUGGAUUUGUUUGUGAAUUGUUUGGUGGAAAUCAUAUCUCCAUCAUCAUAGUCUUAUGUUGAAUUGUAAUAGUAGAAUCGUGUAAAAUAUUUUCAAAAAGGGGUGGAAGAUGUAAAAAAA